This is a messenger RNA of Castor canadensis (American beaver), 1420 nucleotides long. NCBI's taxonomy places the organism in Eukaryota, Metazoa, Chordata, Mammalia, Rodentia, Castoridae. The record is from RefSeq and is a predicted model, not a curated record.
GGGAGGACCGGCCGCCCCCAGCCCGCGGGGCCCGGGGGGCGCAGGACGGCAGGGGCGCCCCGCGGGGCAUGCACCUAAGGCGCUGCGCUCGCGCUGCCCGGAACCAGGCCAGCCACGGCCGGAGCCCAUGAGCACCAUGCGCCUGCUGACACUCGCCCUGCUUUUCUCCUGCUCCUUCGCCCGCGCCGCCUGCGACCCCAAGAUCGUCAACAUCGGUGCCGUGCUGAGCACCCGCAAGCACGAGCAGAUGUUCCGCGAGGCCGUGAACCAAGCCAACAAACGACACGGCUCCUGGAAGAUCCAGCUCAAUGCCACCUCCGUCACCCACAAGCCCAAUGCCAUCCAGAUGGCCCUGUCGGUGUGCGAGGACCUCAUCUCCAGCCAGGUCUAUGCCAUCCUAGUUAGCCAUCCACCUACCCCCAACGACCACUUCACUCCCACCCCCGUCUCCUACACAGCCGGCUUCUACCGCAUCCCUGUUCUGGGACUGACCACCCGGAUGUCCAUCUACUCAGACAAGAGUAUCCAUCUGAGCUUCCUGCGCACCGUGCCGCCCUACUCCCACCAGUCAAGCGUCUGGUUUGAGAUGAUGCGUGUCUACAGUUGGAAUCACAUUAUUCUGCUGGUCAGCGAUGACCAUGAGGGCCGGGCAGCACAGAAGCGCCUGGAGACGCUGCUGGAGGAGCGAGAGUCCAAGGCUGAGAAGGUGCUGCAGUUCGACCCGGGGACCAAGAAUGUGACGGCCCUGCUGAUGGAGGCACGGGAGCUGGAGGCCCGAGUCAUCAUCCUCUCUGCCAGCGAGGACGACGCUGCUACGGUGUACCGCGCGGCCGCGAUGCUGAACAUGACGGGCUCGGGGUACGUGUGGCUGGUGGGGGAGCGCGAGAUCUCGGGGAACGCUCUGCGCUACGCCCCGGACGGCAUCAUCGGGCUGCAGCUCAUCAAUGGCAAGAAUGAGUCGGCCCACAUCAGCGACGCCGUGGGCGUGGUGGCCCAGGCAGUGCACGAGCUACUGGAGAAGGAAAACAUCACAGACCCGCCGCGGGGCUGCGUGGGCAACACCAACAUCUGGAAGACUGGACCACUGUUCAAGAGGUGGGCGGGGCCGCUCUCAGGGGGAGUGGGCGGGGCGCCCUUGGGAGGGGGAGGUGGGCGUGGCCUCUCUGGGGUUGAUGAGCGAAGCCCGCCCUCAGGAGGGGUGGGUGGGGCUGCUUUUGUGGGGAGAAGUGGGCGGGGCAGUGACGUGGUGGGCGUGGCCGUCUCCGGAGGAUUUGUGGAGUGGCUCCUUAGGUGGUGGGGUGGGCGGGCCGUCUCAGGAGGGGUGGGCGGGGCUGCUUUUGUGGGGAGAAGUGGGCGGGGCAGUGACGUGGUGGGCGUGGCCGUCUCAGGAGGAUUUGUGGAGUGCUCCUUAGGUGGUGGG